GUGUCUCAUUGAAACAAACUUCCUAAAAAUCAAUUUUCACACUAUAAUCCAACUCUAUAUAUAGAUAUACUGAUUAAAUGGAGACUUACAUCCCACAAAUACUUCACACAUAUAUAAAAACAACCAUGAUUUCUCACAAAAGCAUUGCUAUAAAAUUCAUUUUUCUUGUUUGCCUAUGCUUUGAGUACAAAUCUUUCCUUGUUUCAGGAAGGUGCCUAGAGAGGGAGAGAGAAGCACUCAUGAGGUUCAAGAACGGCCUCAUCGACGCCCACGACACCCUAUCCUCGUGGCGGGCCCAGCCAGACUGCUGUGACUGGGAGGGCGUCGUGUGCAGCAACGCGACCACAGCUCACGUGGUCGCGCUCCUGCUCAACAACUCUACCCUGGGAGGUGAGAUAGUCUCUGCCUUGCUCGAUCUGACUCGCCUGAGUCGACUCGACCUCAGUUACAACCGUUUCAAUGGAACCAGAAUCCCAGGAUUCCUGGGUUCCAUGAAACGGUUACAACACCUUAAUCUCAGCAUGGCCUCCCUCGCGGGGGGCAUCCCUCCCGAGCUAGGGAACCUCACCCACCUACGCACGCUUGACCUAUCCAACGACCUUCUAGAAGAUGACACGUCGUACCUCAACACCCUCAACGGGCCGAUUCCAAAUAUCUUUGCCGGGCUGAAUCUUCUCGAGCUUCUAGAUCUUUCUGGAAACAUGCUCCAAGGUGAGAUCCCAAAAUCUCUAGGGAACAUGAGUCAUUUGCAAGUCUUGAACUUGCAUAACAAUGACUUACAAGGACACAUACACCAAACAUUUGUAAAUUUCCCUUCACUACAAAAUCUAGACCUAGGUUACAACCAACUGAGUGGCCCACUCCCCCGUCUGGGCGGGCUUUUUAGGCUGCGAAAGGUCUAUUUCGCGUAUAACAAGUUCAGUGGGCCCGUCCCGGUCACCCUCGGGCAGCUUCCAAACCUAGAAGUCGUCGAUCUUUGCUUCAAUUCAUUACAAGGUACGAUCUCCCAAUCCGACCACUUCAUCAAACUCCACAAACUCAAAGUGCUGGAUUUCUCCUUCAACACAAACAUCACCAUGCAGAUUUCUGAUGAUUGGAGCCCUCCUUUUCAAUUGGACAUCAUAAACCUAGGAGGCUGCAAACUCGGCCCGAUUUUCCCCAAAUGGAUUCGAAACCAGACAGAUCUGUCGUGGCUCGAUCUUUCUUCAAGUGGUAUAGCUGAUGAAGUGCCUCAAUGGUUAUGGAAUUUGUUUCCUCCAUUGCCAAAAAACUCGACUCUCUCUCCCUCUCCCUCUCCCUCUCCUCACCAUAAGUCAUAUAGAUACUUGAAUCUCUCUCAUAACCAGAUCAGUGGCGCCAUUCCUGAUUUAUCACACUAUCAAAUUGAUAUAAUUGAUGUGAGUUCUAAUAGCAUUUCAGGUCCCAUUCCAUUGUUUCAGCCUUACACGUACAUUUUCCAGCUGAGCCAGAAUAUUUUUACUGGUUCUAUCAAGUCCAUGUGCUCGUAUUCGCAUCUCUCCCUCGCGAUUCUCGACAUCUCCAUCAACCGGCUGGCCGGAGAGCUUCCCGACUGCUGGGAUGAGAUGUCCAGCUUGCAAGCUCUAAAUUUAGCCAACAAUAGCUUCUCAGGUGAAAUUCCUCGCUCUCUCGGCUCUCUUGAUUCCCUCGUUGCGUUGCAUUUGCGCGACAAUAGAUUAUCCGGUGAAUUGCCAUUCGAGUUGAAGAACUGCAGGAAUCUGAGACUGGUUGACGUUGGAGAGAACGAGCUUACCGGGAGAAUCCCUGCAUGGAUCGGUGCAAGCUACUCGUAUUUGAUAAAUCUCAGCCUUCGCAGCAAUGGAUUCCACGGCAGUAUUCCUGUUGAGAUAUGCAAUCUUACUCGGAUUCAGGUUCUAGACGUUUCUAGAAACAACCUGUCAGGGAAGAUUCCGGAAUGUUUCAGCAACUUCACUACAUUAGUUGAGAAGACUAAUGAAAGCACCAACAUUUUGCACAUAGCCAUUAAAAUACCUUACGAUUUGCAAUCUUCUGACGCGAUUGUCAUCACAGAAGACAUCGAGUACUCGUUGGUGCAGUGGAAAGGCCGGGAAUCCGAGUACCGGAAGAAUCUCGCGCUCCUCAAGCUCAUCGAUCUCUCGAGCAACAGAUUAACCGGUGGCAUUCCGCAAUCGUUCUCCACCAUGAAGGAGUUGAUUUCCUUAAACCUAUCAAGAAAUAAUUUGACAGGUGAUAUAAUUCCAGACAUUGCUGGGAUGGAGAUGUUAGAAUGUCUUGAUCUGGCGACGAAUCGCCUCUCCGGGAAGAUACCGAUGGGCAUGGCGCAGCUGCACUAUCUCGACGUGCUUGAUCUGUCGGGGAACAAUCUCACAGGGAAAAUCCCGACCAGCACACAGCUGCAGAGCUUCGCUGCUUCUGUGUACGGCCGGAACGAUGGACUGUGCGGGCCCCCUCUGGGGCCGUGCCCCGGAGAAGGGCCCACCACGGCCACCGUUGCUCGAGGGGAGGAUGUGGAGGAGGGAGAUGAAGGGGUUUGGAGGCUCUCUUUGAUGCAAGGAUUUGGCAUAUCAUUGGGUUUUGGUUUCAUUGUUGGGUUUUGGGGAGUUGUGGGUGCCUUGUUGGUGAAGGAAUCAUGGAGAUAUGCUUACUUCAACUUGUUGGAUGAUGUUGGAAAUUGGUUUCUUGUGACUAUAGCACUAUUUGGAUCCAAAUUGAGGCGAAGUGCAUUUAGAGGUGAUCAGAUUUUGCAUGUGAAUUGAGGUGGACAAAUACAAACUCAUGGUUGGUGAUCUUUCUAAGAUCUUGUAAUUUGGAAACGUUUUUGAAGUUUUUUUUUUUACUUUCAUUUGUAAAAACUUAGUCGAUGUAUUUUUAUUUAUGUUUGAGUGAAUGUUUUGAUUUAAUCCAGUACAAG
Messenger RNA from Salvia miltiorrhiza (redroot sage), 2911 nucleotides. Its product is annotated as receptor-like protein EIX1. The record is from RefSeq and is a predicted model, not a curated record. NCBI's taxonomy places the organism in Eukaryota, Viridiplantae, Streptophyta, Magnoliopsida, Lamiales, Lamiaceae. Gene Ontology annotation, molecular function: protein binding. Bases 78 to 2756 code for a protein of 892 amino acids. The transcript is spliced from 2 exons.